This is a messenger RNA of Styela clava, 1597 nucleotides long. The record is from RefSeq and is a predicted model, not a curated record. Lineage: Eukaryota; Metazoa; Chordata; Ascidiacea; Stolidobranchia; Styelidae.
UCACCCUAACAACGUAUAUAUAUAAACCGCAUCUAUUCUCUAUAAACAUUUAUGUACGAGAAAACUAUAGAAACUAGACUAAAAAUGAAGAUUUUAGUACUUUUAAUUGCAGUUGCCCUGCUCUUGGACGGAACUGAAUCUAUUUUUCCAAGUUUUAAGCCGAAAUGCGAUAAUAAAUGCAACAAAAACAGUGAUUGCAAAAUCGGUUACAGAUGCGUCAAGAUCGUCUUCUGUAAAUUUUGUUGGCCGAUAUUCACAGCGAAACCACCUACUACCACAACAAAAGCAACGACACCACCCACUACUCCCUCUACAACAAAGCCAACGACCAAACCAGCCCAAACAACCUGUGAUCUCCCGAAAACGAGUGACACAACGGAUGUAAAGUGUAUGUUUGGACGAAAAAAUGGAGACAUGUGCUUCGCUUCUUGCAAGACAGAUUACUGUCCCGGUGUUGGAGCUACGUCGUUCACAACUUGCAGAUGCAAAAACGGGGAAUGUAAAUGGGAUAGAGAUGUCUCAAAUUACUGCAGGAUAAAAAAAACUGACCAGUGUAAAACAGACUCGGACUGCCUUGACGCGAGUAAGCCAUCAUGUUUACCAGGACGAUGUGGCAAGCAAUGUACAAAAAGACUCACCCCUCCACCCUGCCUAGGCACGUGCCAAACAACAAGUGACUGUAUAAGUGGAAUGAUUUGCAAACAAUCCACUCUCCUCGGAUGCAAGUCUUGUGUGCGAGAAGGUGAUACGGGUUUAUUUCCUGGGUUGACUAAACAGCCAAACUGUCCGAUUCCAGAAUUGAGCUAUGCUCCAUCUUUUCGCGUUUCGUGUCCUAAAUUUCCUUGUAAUAGCAAAACCGGUUGUGAAGAUAACGAAGUUUGCUGUUACUCUUACCGCUGUAACAGUGCAAAGUGUGAAAAAAAGAGUAACAGCUGUCCUGUUGGUACCAAAAAUCAAUGCACAACUGACGGAGACUGUAAAUCACUUGUCGAAAAAUGUGUUGUGGACAAAGACGGAUGCAAGAAAUGUUCAACAGGUUUCAGUUGUCCCGGGAGAUCUAAAUCUUGUAAAGAUGAUACCGAUUGUAAUAAACUGGAACGUUGUUUACCUGGUUCAUCUGAUGGCUGUCGUACAUGUGCCUCUACAACUAUACACAUAAAACCUACUUGUCCGACACCUGAGUCAGAAUGUCACGGCAUUUGUGAUUUGCUCGGUACAAAGACAUGCCAAUUAGGGGAUGAUGGAUGCAGAAGAUGUGUACUAAGAUCCCAGACACCAAAACUUCCGUCUAUACCUACAUGUGCUGAACCCGAAAAAGAAUGUAAAAGCCUCAGAGAUUGCGAGAAUGGAAAGUACUGUUUGCUGCAAAGGAGUGGGUGCAAAACUUGCCAAGAUCUAAGAAGUGGGUAAAUAGACCACCACACAAUUCUGCUCCGUUGUGGAUAUCUACCGACAAUGUAUUCAGAUAUUGGAUGAUUAUACUUCAGAAACAAAGAAAAUGAGCAAAGUACAAAAGAUGAAAGUUUAAAAUGAAUUUUUUUUUGCAAUCCAUCAUCUAUUUGUUAAUAAAACUUUGUUCCAAAGAGUCUAAAAUCGA